CCAUCUCCCUCGACAUAAUGUUCAUUAGUGGAUAAAUGACUUUAAGAACGCAACUACUUAUUUUUCUUCAAUUUUCGUCUACUGUUACAUCUCGUUAAGUGUCACCUGACUUUACCAGUUCUGAUAGCCCAUUUCCUGUAAUAUGGAUAGUCACAACGGUUGCCGCAAGCAGAUGAAACUCGAGGAUGUGUUCACGGAGAUACAAGUUGAUCAUAUCAUCAGAAAAACCUUGGACAGUGGAGUCACGUGGCGCGUGACCAGCUCUGAAGUAAAGCCAGCGGCCGACGGGAUGACCGGCUUCAUAGGAGACCAUCUCAAAGUUACUCUGAACGUGGCCGCAGGAGACGUCAACAAAACUAUUCGUUUGUUUGUGAAACGAAUUCCUAUCGACAAUCCAGAAAAGAUUAACUACAUAGAGGAAUACAACUUCUACAAAAAGGAAGCCAUGGUAUGCCAGCUAAUCCAAGAACUACAAACUGAUGAUAGUGAGCCGUGGUGUGUGAAGACCCUAAUUGCAACUGACGCAAUGGUUGUUAUGCCAGAUAUGCAGCCACUGGGCUAUGCCAACUGCAGCCAGAAAACCUUAGACCUACAACACCUGCUGCUCACUGCCGCCUCCGUCGCGCGCUUCCACGCCACCACCACCAAUUAUGAAAAUAACAAAGUUCUCCGAAACAACCGUCCUUGGACAUUCUCCCAAGAAUACGCUGAUCUGUUUAUAGAUCAUCAAUUCAACCCACACGAAGGAUCCUCAUUUUUGCGAUCGAGUGCAAAACUGUCAGCCAAUGUUUUAAAAACUUUCUCCAAGAAGUACAGCAAUACGAACAAUUUAGAAUCGAAGAUAUACAAAUUAUACUUAGAAGCAAGUCAUAUUCUACAAGAGCAUAAAAAUACGUUAAAUGUCUUGCUGCAUAAGGAUCUAUGGAUCGCAAACAUUUUGUUCCGAUACGAGAAUGGGGAGCCGGUGAAUGCGUUGCUCAUAGACUACCAGUGCCUGAGCUAUGGACCUCCCGCUAUCGACCUCAUGGUGUUGCUUUACUGCACUACGUUCAGAACUUUCAGGGAGCAGCAUGAAUUAAAAGUUUUGAAACAUUAUUACUCAGUUUUGGUAGAAAACUUAGAAGAAACCACGAAGCAAAAACUGGCCAAGUUGGGGUAUGACGAGAAGGAAUUCCUGCAGUGGUGUGAGAAGGCGAGAAUGUUUGCGCUGAUGCAGGCAGCAGCGUUUGCCCCGUUCUUCCUCACGGACGCGAUAACGGCGCAGCGGGUGUACAACGACCCGAAUACUUUCAAAGAAUUAUUUACAACAGAUCGGACCAAGCCAGUGGUCGAGUACUGCCAUCAACAACCCUCAUAUCUGAAACGCCUCUUGGAUAUUUCUGAAGAGUUUCUUGAGAGAUAUAUGGAUAAAUAAACAUUUAAUUGUUAUUUUC
This is a messenger RNA of Plodia interpunctella (Indianmeal moth), 1433 nucleotides long. RefSeq lists its product as uncharacterized. The record is from RefSeq and is a predicted model, not a curated record. The coding region runs from base 143 to 1414 and encodes 423 amino acids. The transcript has 2 exons. Lineage: Eukaryota; Metazoa; Arthropoda; Insecta; Lepidoptera; Pyralidae.